Messenger RNA from Pestalotiopsis fici W106-1, 1494 nucleotides. RefSeq lists its product as uncharacterized. Gene Ontology annotation, molecular function: transmembrane transporter activity. Gene Ontology annotation, biological process: transmembrane transport. The transcript is spliced from 5 exons. The record is from RefSeq and is a predicted model, not a curated record. Gene Ontology annotation, cellular component: membrane. NCBI's taxonomy places the organism in Eukaryota, Fungi, Ascomycota, Sordariomycetes, Amphisphaeriales, Sporocadaceae. Bases 1 to 1494 code for a protein of 497 amino acids.
AUGUCUUUAUCCGUAUCCUACUACGCGAGGAAUCUCUUUGCAUCAUCCUAUGGCAAGGACCGCCCCAAGUUCUUCAUCUGGUAUCCUGAAGGGACAUCGUCGGCUGAAAAGAAGCUGCUCUUCAAGAUUGACUUCUUCAUUCUCACCUAUGGCUGUCUCGCAUACUUUACCAAGUGGCUGGAUCAAGCCAACUUGAGCAACGCCUAUGUGUCGGGGAUGAAGGAAGACCUCGCCAUGUACGGCACCGAGUACAAUUUGGCCGUGACCUGCUUCUCCAUCGGCCAGAUCCUUGGUGCGAUUCCUGCCAACCUUUUACUGACCUGGAUACCCCCUCGUAUUCUCUUGCCUGGCAUGGAACUUAUCUGGGCUGUACUGACGAUUGGCACGUAUGCUGUUCGUGAUGUGAAUCAGCUGUAUCCCCUCCGGUUCUUCAUUGGCUUUCUCGAGGGCUCAUGUUUCGUUGGCGUACAAUAUGUUCUUGGUAGUUGGUACAAAAAGACGGAGCUAGGCAAACGUACCGCCAUAUUUGCAUGCGCUGCCUACGUUGGCACAAUGAUAUCCGGAUACUUGCAGUCGGCAGCUCUGGCCACGCUCGAAGGCCGAGAUGGCAUUGCUGGAUGGAGGUGGGUGUUCAUCAUUGAUGGAAUCAUUACCGUAGUGGUUGCAAUCUACGGCUUUAUCUUCUUUCCUGAUACUCCAUACGACACCAAGGCUUUUUAUUUGAGCGCCGAAGAAAAGGCUCGAUGUCUCGAGCGCAUCGUAGAAGAUGGUCGCCAGGAAACGGUCAACUCCUUUAGCUGGGACAUGUUUGUGCGUGCCGCGAGAUCAUGGCAACUCUAUGUUCUGACCAUUCUGUUCAUGUUUUGGAACACUACUGUUGGCAAGGUGGCCAAUACCGUCAUGCAGUUGUACCUGAAAGCGGACACGGAACACACUUGGUCCAUUUACCAAGUCAACAACAUACCCACGGCAAUCAACGGCUGGAACAUUGUGCUGAUUCUGUGUCUAAACGCAUAUGUUGAUGCCACUGGAUACCGUAUGGGAGUUGUUGCCUUCAAUCUUGUUCUCUUGAUCUUUGGCACAAUAUGUCUCGUUGUUUGGGAAAUCCCUCUGGGCUUGAAGAUUGUUUCUUACCUGUUUGCCGGCACCGACGGGCCCCUGAGUCCCAUUUACUACUCAUGGGCCAACAUCCUGACCGCUGGAGACCGCCAGGUACGAGGUCUAACCCUAGCAGUCAUGAACGCAGCGGGAACUGCCCUGUCCACGGUUAUUCAGCAGUUUCUCUACCCCACGACGGAGGCACCGCAAUUCAGUAAUGGUUUUAGGGCAAGCCUGGGAUUUAUCUGCGGCAUGUGCAUAUGGGUAGUGGUUGUGCGUGUGCUGGAAAUGCGUGAGCUAGCUCGGCAGAGCCCUCAGACGGUUUACGUGGUGAAUGCCGAGACUGAGUCUGACCCAGAAUCACAACCAACGGCUGUUAAGGGCUCAGCCUCAUAG